Messenger RNA from Nannospalax galili (Upper Galilee mountains blind mole rat), 2038 nucleotides. RefSeq lists its product as uncharacterized. The transcript has 14 exons. The coding region runs from base 1 to 1851 and encodes 616 amino acids. Lineage: Eukaryota; Metazoa; Chordata; Mammalia; Rodentia; Spalacidae. The record is from RefSeq and is a predicted model, not a curated record.
AUGAGUGAGCAGGAAGAGCCUUAUUCUCACUCAGGAUUUCUUAUGUCUUCUUCAGAGCAGCAGAGUAGAGUAAAACCUGGUGGUACUCAAAGGCCCACAGAGAAUAAAGACAGAGUUUUAGUUUUUCAGCACAGUCAAGGAAAGCAUCAUGAGGAAAAUAUAAACCUCAGUCAAGAGUACCACAUCAUGGUAUAUGAAAUGAAGUUAAAGGAUGAAUUGUUGAAAAAUAAGUCUAUAGAGUAUGAGAGCCUCAAAAACCUAACAGAAAGGAAGAGAUAUCAUGGGAAACAUGAGAUCAUUUCAAAUUGUUUAAAGUCUACAGGCAAACACUUUGAAGGACAUUGGUUCUGUUGUGGCACAAAAUGUUAUUAUUUUAUCAUGGACAGUAAAAACUGGAAUGGAUGUAGGCAGACUUGCCGCAAAUGCAGUUUAUCCCUUUUGAAAAUCGAUGACAGUGAUGAGCGGGACCUCCUUCGGUCCCAGGUUAAUGGAAACAGUCACUGGAUUGGAUUAUCAUAUGAUAAACGGGAGAGGAAAUGGAAAUGGAUUGACAGUGGCUCAUCUAACCUCAGUUUGACAGCAUUGAAUUUAAAUCGUCCGACAGGAAUGUGUGCAUUUUUGACUUCAACAAGAAUAGAUGAUAGUGACUGUGGUAAAACCUACCCGUGCAUCUGUGAAAAGAGAGUGGAUACGUUCUGUGAUUCAGGGUGCAACAAGAAGGAAAGAGUGCACAGUGCCCUGGCAUCACGUCGCCGUGGCGCUCGGGGUCCUUUAUUUACUUCUGCUGAUGGCAGUCGUAGUAGCAUUGGUGACACAGAAAAACGCCUUGAAGGACAUUUGUUCUGUUAUGGCACAAAAUGUUAUUAUGCUAUCAUGGAAAGUAAAACAUGGAUUGGAUGUAGGCAGAUUUGCAACGAAUGCAGUUUAUCCCUUUUGAAAAUCUAUGACAGUGAUGAACGGGACUUCCUAUGGUCCCAGGUUAAUGGAGACAGUUAUUGGAUAGGAUUAUCAUAUGAUAAACAAGAAGAGAAAUGGAAAUGGAUUGACAGUGGCUCAUCUAACCUCAAUUUGACAUCAUUUAAUUUACAACGUCGAGUAGGAAUGUGUGCAUUUUUUACUUCAACAAGAAUAGUCGAUAGUGACUGUGGUAAAACCUACCCCUGCAUCUGUGAAAAGAGAAUGGUCACAUUCUCUGAUUCAGUGUGCAACAAGAAGGAAAGCCCAAUGCAAAGUUUUGAUACUUCACUUACUUCCAAGAUGAGUGAGCAGGAAGAGCUUUAUUCUAACUCAGGAUUUCUUAAGUCUUCUUCAGAGCAGCAGAGUAGAGUAAAACCUGCUGGUACUCAAGGGCCGAAAGAGACUGAAGACAGAGAGUGCUCAAUCUCCUGGCUUCUCAUUGCAGUGGUUCUUGGGAUCCUUUGUUUCCUUCUGUUGGUGGUGAUUGCACUGUGGGCAACACAGAGAAAACUCACUGAUACCAUGUACAACUACAACUACAAUUUCCGAUACAACCCUUCUAUGGAAAUUCCAUCUGCUCUAAUAAUAAUUAUGCCAUUUCUUCAUGUUCUUAUUUUCAUAAUGCAUUGUGACUUCCUAUGGUCCCAGGUUAAUGGAGACAGUUAUUGGAUAGGAUUAUCAUAUGAUAAACAGGAAGAGAAAUGGAAAUGGAUUGACAGUGGCUCAUCUAACCUCGAUUUGACAGCAUUGAAUUUAAAUCAUUCAACAGGAAUGUGUGCAUUUUUGACUUCAACAAGAAUAGACAAUACUGACUGCAGUAAAAGCUACCCGUGCAUCUGUGAAAAGAGAAUGGAUACGUUCUCUGAUUCAGUGUGCAACAAGAAGGAAAUGUAGACACAGAACAUUGUCAUUUUUGUGUUUCCUGUAGUAGUCUGUGACUGCUCACAAUGAAAUGUUUCUGACCACAAGAUUUAGUCAACUGGGCAAACAGAGAGAGGAGCUGGAGGAGGAGGGUAAUGACCUUCUGGAAUCUGACUUACCAGAUCAUAGCCAUUUUCCUUCCUGGAGGAGACAGAGCAGC